This is a messenger RNA of Astyanax mexicanus (Mexican tetra), 4888 nucleotides long. RefSeq names its product mitogen-activated protein kinase 1 (gene mapk1). The transcript is spliced from 9 exons. Gene Ontology annotation, molecular function: MAP kinase activity; ATP binding. Lineage: Eukaryota; Metazoa; Chordata; Actinopteri; Characiformes; Acestrorhamphidae. The coding region runs from base 251 to 1366 and encodes 371 amino acids. Gene Ontology annotation, cellular component: cytoplasm; nucleus. The record is from RefSeq and is a predicted model, not a curated record. Gene Ontology annotation, biological process: intracellular signal transduction; protein phosphorylation.
CCUGCCUGCAGUCUCGAAUCGCACAGCGGGCGUAGCGGAGCGUCACUGAAGUGGAGUGAUUUUCGCUGCAACUUUUUGUUGUUUUUACUCACUUUUAUCGCACCAGAAGAGCUUUUUCUAGUGCGGACGGCUCGUGCUGGGUGUUGUGAGACACCGAAACUCGUCGUUUCUGCUGUUUGGAGAGUCGUGGCUGUGCUGCGGGGAGUGUAUGUGUGAGUGCGGGUGUGAGUGAAGGCAGCUCGGUUCAACAAUGGCGACGGCGGCUGCGGUGUCUGGUCCUGCCGGCGGAGGCGGCACUAACCCCGGCUCUGGGGCCGAGCUUGUCCGCGGGCAGGCCUUCGACGUGGGGCCACGAUACACCAACCUCUCCUAUAUUGGGGAGGGCGCUUAUGGCAUGGUCUGUUCGGCAUAUGAUCGGGAUAAUAAAGUGCGUGUGGCCAUAAAGAAGAUCAGCCCAUUCGAGCAUCAGACGUACUGCCAGCGCACUCUCCGCGAGAUCAAGAUCCUGCUCCGCUUCAAACAUGAGAACAUCAUCAGCAUUAAUGACAUCAUCCGUGCCCCCUCCAUCGACCAAAUGAAAGAUGUCUACAUCGUACAGGACCUGAUGGAGACCGACCUGUACAAGCUGCUGAAGACGCAGCAUCUUAGCAACGACCAUAUCUGCUACUUCCUGUACCAGAUCCUGCGCGGGCUCAAGUACAUCCACUCGGCCAACGUCCUCCACAGAGACCUGAAGCCCUCCAACCUGCUGCUCAACACCACCUGUGACCUCAAGAUCUGUGAUUUUGGACUCGCCCGUGUAGCUGACCCAGACCACGACCACACUGGGUUCCUCACAGAAUAUGUAGCCACACGCUGGUACCGCGCACCGGAGAUCAUGCUCAACUCAAAGGGCUAUACCAAGUCCAUCGACAUCUGGUCAGUUGGAUGCAUUCUGGCCGAGAUGCUCUCGAAUAGACCAAUUUUUCCUGGAAAGCACUACCUGGACCAGCUGAACCAUAUUUUAGGCAUCCUUGGCUCUCCCUCACAGGAGGACCUGAACUGCAUCAUUAACAUUAAAGCCAGGAAUUACCUGCUGUCGCUGCCGCUGCGCUGCAAAGUGCCCUGGAACCGCCUCUUCCCCAACGCCGACCCUAAAGCUUUGGAUCUGUUGGAUAAGAUGUUGACCUUCAACCCCCAUAAGAGGAUUGAAGUGGAGGAGGCCCUGGCCCACCCUUACCUGGAGCAGUACUAUGACCCCACUGAUGAGCCUGUUGCCGAGGCUCCGUUUAAAUUUGACAUGGAACUGGACGACUUACCCAAAGAGACUCUGAAGGAGCUGAUCUUCGAAGAAACAGCACGCUUCCAACCAGGAUACAGAGCAUAACCUGCUAUAGUAAUGUGGACCUGGAUUCGAUCGUGCUGAAGCUUCUGUCUCUUUUCAGUCUUCAUCGUCCGUCAACAUCCUCCUCCUUCUCCUCCUCCUCUUCUUCUUGCUGAACCCCAAAACCUAAAGCCAGUUAUCAGAACCAUAAGAACCAUCAGAACCUUUGUCUCCUAUUCAAACCCAAGAACCACCAGCUGGAGGUGGAGUUAAACCCCUGUUACCCUUCCCUUCUCUCACUCUCUCAUUCUCUCAUUCUUUUUCUCUCUCUCGCUUCUCUCUUUCACACACACAAAUUACAUUACAGUACAUUAUAUUAUGUUGUUGACUCCCUUUGUCUCUUGGGAUAUUUGCGUUUAAGUGAGAGUUGUGUGAAAUGAGUAUGUGUAUGUGUGAAUAGGGAGGAUGACGACUAGGUGAAGGAGUAUUACAGUUCAGACUGACCAGAGGAUUUUAGAGGGUUUUUUUAUUUUUUGUAUUUUUUUUUUUUUUUAUGUUGUCUUGUUGUCCAGCUUCAGACGGACCCUCAGCCCUGGUCAGGUUAUUGUCUUACGCUUCAGUAAAAGUCUGUGAUUGUGUAACUGCUGUGCUUUCUUCUAUUCUUCUGAGCUUCUCGUCAAUCUUACUGUUUUAAGAACAACACUGCUUUUCUGUAAAGCGUCCGUAAAGCCAUUUCUCAAGUCCCUUUGAGGCCAAACUUAAAGCAGGGAGAGACUGAGGGCUCUGACCUCCGACGUCACCGUUAACGCAUAUAUGCAGUGGACACACAUUUAUCCACAGGGUGCGUCUCGAAUUUUCUCAAAGCGCACACGAGCGUCUCGAUUUGCCAAGGUUUUGCCAUUUUGUAGGCUUUUAAUUAACGGUUUCUCCUGGUCUGAACCUGCACUCGGACACAGGUUAUUAUAACAGGUUAUAACAGGUACACGCCACGAGGUCCUUCAGUAGUUUCCUUCGACAGUCUAUUCUAAAUGUAUGACUCUCUCUUUUCACAGCGUACCGUAGAGUAGAAGUUCCUGCAUGGUGCACAAAGCCAGAAACUUGUACAGCACAGACUAGCAUUGUCUUGUCUAAAAGAUUAGUAGAUUAGGCUUAUACAAUUAAGAGUCGUUUCAAUCUAGAUUGGUUCCACUAAAAAAAAUAAAAAUAAAAUAAUAAAAAUAAAAUUGCAAAACCAAUCAAAUAUACUCAAGCACCAAAGAUUACUUGAUUGCUUUGAGGUUAAUUUUUGGCACCUUGGACAAAUGUGUACCAUUUGUGUCCCUAUUGAAUAUUAUUAAGGAAGAUUUGAAUUUUUUUUCUUUUUUUCGCUGUUUUCAGGCUGCCUGUACUGGUCAGGAGGAAAGAUCCUGAGAUCUAAUGUUGCGUUUUCACUGCAUGGUAGCUACAGUAUUCAGCUGUACUCGACUCCACUCCUUUAUCGCACCUGGUUUGUUUUAAUUAUUUGGGUUCCAGGUUCUCGGUUCCAUGUUUGUGGCUUUAAGAUAAAAAUUCAAGAUGACAGUCGAUGCUCGAUCUGAGUAAAUUCAGUUGAAAAUCUGAGUUGAUGCUCAAAUUGAGCUGAUCGGUUUAAGUUAGUUUGAGUCCACAUUCAGUUUGAGUUAGUCCAAGUUUAUGCCCCAUUUGAGUCAAUUCAAGUUUUUUAAGAUUUGGGUCACUUCGAGUUGCUGCUCGGUUUGAGUCAGCCCAAGUUGUUGCUCAGUUUGAGUCCACACUUGAUUUGAGUCAAUUUAAGUCCUCGUUUGAUUUGAGUCAGUUCGAGUCCACACUUGAUUUGAGUCAGUUUGAGUCAACACUCAAUUUUAGUCCAUUUGAUUCCACACUUAAUUUGAGUCAAUUUGAGUCCAUGCUUAAUUUGAGUCGAUUUGAGUCAACAUUCAAUUUCGGUCUAUUUGAUUCCACACUUGAUUUGAGACAAUUUGAGUCCAUGCUUAAUUUGAGCCAAUUCGAAUAGACGUUUAAUUUGAUUCUAUUUGAGUUAACACUCAAUUUCACUCCAUUUGAGUCAAUUCAAAUCCAGUUUAAGUCUAUGCUUGAUUUGAGUCAGUUUGAUUCAAUGCUUAUUUUGAGUCGAUUCAAGUCUAUGCUUAUUUUGAGUCGAUUCGAGUCAGUGCUUGAUUUGAGUCAAUUCGAGUAGAUGCUUGAUUUGAGUUGAUUCAAAUCCAUUUUAAAACUAUGCAACUAAUUUGAAUCCAUUCAAGUCGAUGCUCAAUUUGAGUCAAUUUGCAUUGAUGCUUAAUUUGAGUCGAUUCAAAUCCAUUUUAAAUUUCUUUUAAGUAAAUUCGAAUUCAUUUAAGUCAAUGCUAGAUUUAAGUCAAUUUAAGUCUAUGCUUGAUUUGAGUAAAUUCCGGUAGUUGCAUAGCUAGACAGUUAAGUUCAGUCAAAAAAUCAUGUUACGUUUGAGCCAAUCUUCGAUUGGAUAGUCGAGUCGGUACAGUGCAGUGGAAAGUGCUGUAAGAUCCAGGAUCCCAGGUGGAGGCGGGCUCUGAAUCAGGUGCUUCUAAUGUUAAAGCAGCACACAGGGCUGUUGAGGAGGCGGGUGGGGUUAGUGGGGGUGUAGAACUUGUUGAAGGCUAAUGUGUGGCUUCAGAUAUCCGUGUAAAAUCGGUUUAUUAUUAAUCUUAAAUACAGAAACUCUUCUAAAUGAACUAAACAGUACAGUGGCUGCUGGUCUGUUCUGCAGGUAGCUUAUAAACCUGUUUGUUUUUUGUCGCUCUUUCGCUUUCUCUUCUUCCAGUGUGUCUCAGCCCCACCUGAACACCCCCACCCUAAUACCCCCAUCCUUACCCCAGCACUCCCUUUUAACUUUCUCUUGCCUUCUAUUAAUAAGACUGUGUCCUUGCAUGACUGUUAAAAAAAAAGAAAAAAAAGCUUUCUAUACAAAGAAAAUGGAAGUGCCACACUGCUGGGGAUUCCGCAUUGGGACUCUCAGGUUUUUGUUAUAUCAGACCUUUUCGUGUUCCCACAUUUACUAUAAUAGUAUAAGAUGCUUCUUUUUCCUUUACGUUUCCUUUCAGUAGUUGGGAUUUUUCGUUUCUUUUCUUGAAUCAGUUUGCUUGUACAUUUUGGAUUGAUGCACAUUUUUUUUCAAGCUAGUUUCCUUUUAGCAUUCGAAUAUAUUAUACUGUUUUGGAGAUUUUUAAAGGAAUAAAAAUAAUAAGAAAAAUAAAACAACAAAAAAAGAAAAACAUACAUACAAACUCAGCCGGAGGAAUCAUGAUGUCAGGUUUAAUUGUAAAAAAAAACAGAAAUAAUAAUAAAAAAACAAAACAAAAAGAGCCUCUAGCCAUGUAGAUGUUCACUACAGGAAAACACACACACACACACACACACACAAACACACACACACAGACACACAAACGCAGAUGAGCUCCUAUUAUACUAAACGCCAAUCAGCUCUGUGCUCUUGCUCACAGUGAGCUGAUUACUUACAACAGUGAAUUACGGCCACUGUAUUAAAUAGUAAACUUCAAGAAUAAAGUUGUUUCUGAGAAUAAAGUCAUAACUUUUUCUAGAUUAAAGUCAUAA